CGGCGAACAAAGAGGCAGGUAGUUCGGACCGGUUGACCUGCUGCCUAGCGUCACAGAAGGGAUCGGUACUACCUACCAGGGAAAGGUAAUGAGGGUGGCUUGUAGUCUCAACGACGGUCAGUUUUUCAGAACCCAGUAGAAGAAGAAGGUCGCAGCAGAUAUUUCACUCUUAAAUAUUACAUAUUUCUUUAGUUAUUUUUGUUAAAAAUUAUUUUCUUAAAUAAAGCAAGUCAAUUUGUGUUUGACCAUUCACUGUAAUCCACUCACGAGCAUUAACAUUGGCUCUUCGGACCGGAUAACAUGUCAGAGACAGCUUUUGAGAAGGCUGUGAAACGGCGUAAUCGAGUUAUGCGUCAAAUUCAAUCUAUGAGUUUUUAUGUACAUGAAUUCAACGAUCGUACAGAAGUGGGCCAUGCUCAACUUAAGCAUCGUUAUGAAAAAUUACGUGAGCUUCAAGCAGAAUUUGAAGUAAUUCAAAACAAAAUUGAAGACAUUGCUGAAGAUGACGAGCAGUUUGUCAUAAGACGUAGUGUCGACGAUCAGGUUUUUGAAUUAUUAUCAGUUAUAUCAGCACAAAUGGCCAAUUUUGCUGAAACUAGUUCAGCAAAAGGGUGUCAGAGUUCCAGCUCAAAGACAACAACUAAUAGACGAGUGAAACUGCCUGUUAUACCACUGCCUACUUUCAGUGGACGCUAUGAUGAGUGGUUAACUUUCAGGGACACAUUUCGCUCAAUGAUUCAUGACAACAAGGAUAUUGACGAAAUAGAAAAGUUUCAUCAUCUAAGAGCAGCUCUCAAGGGAGAAGCGGGAAAGGUAAUAAUGUCAUUAGAAACAACUGAUGACAACUAUUCAAUCGCAUGGAGUUCAAUUUGUCAACGUUAUCAAAACCGGCGGUUAAUUGUAGGCACUCACGUUGCGGAGUUGUUCAAGUUGCCAGAGCAGAAGACGGAAACUGCAAGAGGUCUUCGAGAAUUAGUCAACAACUUAAAUAGUCACAUUCGUUCUUUGUCAUCUUUAGGACAGCCAACGGACAAGUGGGACGCCAUAUUAAUUCAUUUAGUGACUAGCAAAAUACAUGCAGUUACUCUGCGUGAAUGGGAAUGUACACGAACUGACGACGAGCCGCCAACAAUAAGUGAGUUCGGAGAUUUUCUCGACAAAAGGUGCUUGAUUUUAGAAUCUGUUGAGGCGGCUAGUCAUAUUAAGUCCAACGCGGAAACUUCACGGGACAAACCAAAGGAGCCAGAGAGAAGGCGUCAAUGGUCAAAGGCAUUUGUUGUAUCUAACAAAGAAGCACAGCCGGCAAAAAGGCGUCAAACUGCGGUCUUACAGACGACAACAAAACUGUCGUCGUGUCCAAUCUGUAAGGGUAAUCAUUGGGUGUAUAAGUGUGAAAAAUUAGCAACAGGCACAAUUGAUGAGAGAGUUCAACAAAUUCGUGAGGCCAGGUUGUGUCUAAACUGUCUUCGACCAGGCCACUAUGCUGCAGUUUGCAAAAAUGGCAGUUGCAAAUUGUGUGGAAAGGGUCAUAACACGCUUAUUCACCGAAACAAUGAAGUGGCCCAGGCAGAGAAAACUGUAGCAAAUGUAGCAAAAGCUGAAGGCGGAUCGGUUUUGCUGUCUACAGCGAUGGUUCGUGUUGUAAAUACACAAACCGGUAAGUCUUGUAUGGCCAGAGCACUGCUAGAUUCUGGUUCGAUGUCUAAUUUUAUGACGAGACGGUUGGCAAAUUCACUACAACUCUAUCAAGAAAAAACUAAUCUCACCAUCUUCGGAAUUGGUAAUUCUUCGAACGGGGCCUUAGGUCGCGUUCAUUGUCAAAUUCAGGCAACAAAUUCGACCUACAAACAGCGUACAUCGUUUGUAUUACUGAAGGAUGUGACAGAUCGUAUACCAAUAGCACGUGUACCGUUAGCGUCUGUUCCGAUUCCUAGUCAAAUUCAACUCGCAGAUCCGAAGUUCAAUGAGCCGAGUCAUAUAGAUUUGCUGAUAGGCGCAGAACUAUUCUUCACAUUGCUCAGAGGAGAACAUGUUACAUUAUCGGACUCUAUUACGUUGCAAAAUACGGUGUUUGGUUGGGUAAUUGCGGGACGCGUAAACAGUAAUGAAAAUACAGAAACAAAUAUUCAGUGUUUCACCGCGAUUACACAGCCAGACGAAGAUUUAAACACACUUUUGCGUAAGUUCUGGGAGCUUGAAGAACAUAAUGACAUGACGAUACAAAACUCAAAAAUAACAGCGUGUGACAAAUUUUAUAGAGAAACAACACGGCGAGAUACAGACGGACGGUAUGUAGUAAAUUUACCGCUAUGCAACGAAAUCUUGAAAAAUCUUGGCGACACGAAAACAAUGGCAAUCCGUCGGUUCUAUGCAUUAGAAAAACGAUUAGAAUCCUGUCCAGAGACAAAGUCGGCCUAUACACUAUUUAUGAAGGAGUAUGAGGCAUUGGGUCAUAUGUAUGAAGAGACACAACCGAUAAGACGGACAUUACCAGAAGCAUACUUGCCACAUCAUUGUGUGAUUAAGGCAGAGAGUACCACCACCAAACUACGCGUGGUUUUUGAUGCGUCAGCAAAAAGCACAACGGGAAUCUCACUAAAUCAAUCAAUGAUGGUCGGCCCCACAAUUCAAGAGGAUCUAUUCAAUAUUCUAAUCAGGUUCCGGCUACACUGCUAUGUUAUAACAGGGGAUAUUGAGAAAAUGUACCGACAAGUUAAAAUAUGCGAACCGCACCAGCAGUUACAAAAAAUCAUAUGGCGUGAUCGACCCACCGAAACAUUAAAGACGUAUGUUUUGACCACCGUAACAUAUGGUACAGCGGCUGCGCCGUACUUGGCUGUCCGAACCUUGCAUCAGCUUGCCGAAGAUGAAGGUGAUAGCUUACCAGUCGCUGCCCAAGCAAUAAAACGUGAUUUUUAUGUUGAUGAUUUAUUAACCGGAGCUGACACACUGACAGAAGCUAGACGCCUGCAACGUGAUGUUAGUUCAUUAUGCGAAAAAGGCGGUUUUCUUUUACGAAAUUGGUGUGCUAACCAUACUAGCCUGUUGAGUCAUUUACCAGAAAAUCUAAAGGGUACCAUUCACAAGUUAAAUUUUUCGGACAAUAUGGUCACUAAGGCACUUGGGGUGAAUUGGGUACCAGUUACAGAUAGUUUACACUAUAAGGUCACGGAAUGGAAACCAGCGAAAACAGUGACAAGGCGAGUCGUCACUUCAGAGAUCGCUAAGUUAUUUGACCCACUGGGAUUGAUGGGUCCCAUUAUUGUUACAGCAAAGAUUUUUAUUCAAUCUUUAUGGCGCCUCAACACAGGAUGGGACAGCCCAUUGCCGCUCGAAUACACCAAGCAGUGGAUAAAAUAUCGUAAAGGUUUAGUAAUAUUAAACAAUAUUACUAUUCCUAGACGGUCAACUAUCUCUACGAAGCAAGGCAUUCAAAUCCACGUAUUUUGCGACGCGUCCGAGUUGGCAUACGGCACAUGUGUAUAUAUACGCUCGACAAACGAUGACUCAAUCGUGUACUGUCAACUGUUAUGUUCGAAAUCACGUGUAGCCCCAUUACGAAACACUACUAUACCACGUUUAGAAUUAUGUGCCACGUUACUGGGUGCCAGACUACUUGACAAGGUAAAGACGGCACUAAAGGGUGUGGUGAAAAUUAAUCGUUGCUGUUUAUGGAGUGAUUCUACUGUGGCAUUAACAUGGAUAACUGACCAACAAGGUAGUCGAUCAUGGAAAACAUUUAUAGCAAAUCGUGUAGGCGAAAUUCAUGACCGAACGGCGGGUUGUGAGUGGUUAUAUGUCAAAGGAGAGGAUAAUCCAGCCGACGUUAUUAGUCGGGGAAUUUCUGCCUCACAAUUGGCUGAAAACCAACGUUGGUUCUGUGGGCCUGAGUGGCUAACAUAUCCAGAAGACGCAUGGCCAAACAAUACUAAACCCCAAGUCGAAGAGCCUAUCCCUGAACGGCGCAUACAACAAGUCAGUUUGAUCAGCACUGAAGUGACGGACGAUACGAUUCUCAAACGGUUUUCACGAGUAGAACGGCUACAACGGGUCACAGCAUACAUGUUACGAUUUAUUAAAAAUUGUAAAAGAGAAAAAACAACAAGAUUCAUUGGUGAAUUAUCAGUAUCAGAAGUACAGGACGGAUUAAACGUGUGGGUACGAAAAUCACAACACACGGCAUUUUCAACCGACAUUGACAACUUGAAAAAUGGCCGAGAAAUGAAUAAAAAUAGUAAGCUAAAAACACUGCACCCAAUUUUAAACACAUCCGACAUCUUGCGUGUUGGAGGGCGGAUUCAAAAUGCACAAGUAGAUUAUGACGAAAGACACCCCGUAAUACUUCCGGGGGACGAAUUUACCAAAAUGUUAAUUGCAUUUGAACAUAGAAGAUUAAUGCAUGCUGGCCCGUCGCAUCUUCGAGCAUCUUUGCGGCAACGGUUUUGGAUUUUUGGAGAUCGCAACUUAACUAAAAGAGAAGUUCAAAAUUGUGUCAAAUGUUUCCGUUGGAGAUCAAAAACCGCCACUCAAUUCAUGGGUUCGUUACCCGCAGCACGCGUAAAUCCAUCACCAGCGUUUACCGUGUGCGGUGUAGACUACGCCGGGCCCUUUCAUUUAAGAGUUGGUGGAAAACGAAGUCGAACAACUACCAAGGCAUACGUAGCACUAUUUGUAUGUUUUGCCACACGCGCAGCGCACUUAGAACUGGUGUCAGACUUAACGACAGAAGCGUUUCUUGCCGCAUUUAGACGCUUUAUAGCAAGACGUGGAAGGCCUGUUGAAGUAAACUCUGACAAUGGGACAACAUUCGUCGGAGCUGAUAAUUUACUAUGUGAAUUCAUACAACACUCACAAGCCACAAUUGCUAAAACCGCCGCCCACGAAGGCAUACAAUGGAAGUUUAUCCCUGCGCACGCACCGCACUUCGGAGGCUUGUGGGAAGGUGGUGUAAAGGCAACAAAAUAUCAUCUUCGACGAGUGGUAGGUCAAGCAACGCUGUCGUUUGAGGAACUUACAACAAUAUUGGCACAAGUCGAAGCAGUUCUCAAUUCACGGCCACUGUAUGCAUUAUCCGACGAUCCAUCCGAUCUACAACCAAUCACGCCAGGUCACUUCUUAAUUGGACGUCCAUUAACAUCAUUUCCAGAACUUGACUAUACAAAAAUUAAGGCGUGGAAACAGAGAUGGCACAUGAUACAAAAUAUGACACAACAGUUUUGGAAGCAAUGGCAAUCAGAAUAUUUACAUCAACUACAACAGCGAACAAAAUGGACGAAACCACAACAAAAUUUACGUCUUGGUGAAUUGGUACUAAUAAAAGAAGACAAUCAAGCACCACUGGCAUGGAAACUAGGACGUAUAGAACAAGUUUACGCGGGACCUGAUGGAAAAAUUCGUGUAGCAACAUUAAAAACAGCAACAGGUUCAAUCCGCCGACCCAUAACACGACUCAGUAGACUGCCUAUUGUUGAGCCUGGAAAUUCAUCCAGUUCAACAGGGUGCGGAAGGUCGGCGAACAAAGAGGCAGGUAGUUCGGACCGGUUGACCUGCUGCCUAGCGUCACAGAAGGGAUCGGUACUACCUACCAAGGAAAGGUAAUGAGGGUGGCUUGUAGUCUCAACGACGGUCAGUGUUCAGAAUUAAGUAGAUGAAGAAGGACGCAGCAGAUAUUCCCCCUUUGUUAUAUUUCAUAUUUAUUUAAUUGUGUUUCAUUUUGUUAUAAGUUAUUUUCUUAAUAAAGCAAGACAAUUUGUGUUUGACCAUUCACUGUAA
This is a messenger RNA of Daktulosphaira vitifoliae (grape phylloxera), 5772 nucleotides long. RefSeq lists its product as uncharacterized. The transcript has 2 exons. Gene Ontology annotation, biological process: DNA integration. The record is from RefSeq and is a predicted model, not a curated record. NCBI's taxonomy places the organism in Eukaryota, Metazoa, Arthropoda, Insecta, Hemiptera, Phylloxeridae. The coding region runs from base 301 to 5598 and encodes 1765 amino acids. Gene Ontology annotation, molecular function: nucleic acid binding.